Molecule: messenger RNA, 801 nt
Organism: Entrophospora sp. SA101
Lineage: Eukaryota; Fungi; Glomeromycota; Glomeromycetes; Entrophosporales; Entrophosporaceae
Source: the annotation of a GenBank genome assembly
AUGCUUUAUCCAAUAGUAGCAAUUAAUAUUAAUAAUGAAUUUUUUGCAAUCUCCUUAUUAUUCUUCUAUGCUAUUCAAGCACAACUUGUUAAUGAAGAUUAUUUAACGUCCACGUUAUUAUCAUGUUUUGUUAAUGCACGACUUGGUGAUGAUGAAGUUUAUCUGUUAUUAAAUCGUCCCUGUGAACUUUUUUUACCGAUCGAAGUGUUGAUUUCCCCUAGUACUAGAAACAACAAAAAAAAACAAAAACCACAGAAUGUUUAUAUGUUGUAUCGAAGAAAUAAAAAUAAAUCUUUUAAGGAGCGAAAGGACCAAGGAAAGGUUUCGGGUAUAACUGGAGAAUCUUGGGAUGAUGAAUCGCACGAAGUAAGAAAAUACUUUGGAAUAUUACAGAAACUGGCUGCUGAGAAAUUUAAAAUGUAUCUUCGUAAAAUUUCGGGAGAUCAACAAACACCAAAUGAAUUUAAUAAUAACCAUUAUUCAAUUGCAUUACAUUAUCUGCCUUACACAAAAGACGCGUCGCCUUUUCCUCCUCCAUGUUCAACUCCGUAUAAUGAAGCUACUCAAGUCGAUCCUAUUACUGAAAAUGCAACUCCAGUAUUACAAACAAAUUUAUCGGAUAACUUUGAACCUCGUUAUGUGAUUGAUGGUUGUAGCAAUAUUCCACAAGAAUUUUUACAAGUUCAAGAAAAUAAAUUAUUUCAACAAGAUAUAGAAACGCAACUUGAGAUUGAUUUACAUCAUGGAAUUCACGCAAGAGAUUGGUGGUGGUGCUGUAUCCAAGUUAUAUCAAAAGAUUAA